This is a messenger RNA of Cryptosporidium muris RN66, 1434 nucleotides long. RefSeq names its product regulator of chromosome condensation family protein. The record is from RefSeq and is a predicted model, not a curated record. The transcript has a single exon. NCBI's taxonomy places the organism in Eukaryota, Apicomplexa, Conoidasida, Eucoccidiorida, Cryptosporidiidae. The coding region runs from base 1 to 1434 and encodes 477 amino acids.
AUGGGGCAAGCACCAGUAAAAUCUGGCGUUGUAGCUUGGGGAUCUUCAGAAUAUGGCCAAUUAGGUGCAAUUUAUGAAGAAUCUAAUAUUGAACCUAAAUUAAUAGAGAGCUUAUAUUCAUUUAAUCGUAUUAAAGAAGUAUGUUGUGGAGGUCAUCAUUCAGCAGUAAUUACCCAUUCUGGAGAAUUAAUUGUUUGGGGAUAUGGUGGAUGUGGACAAUUAGGACUUGGUGACUUAAAAGAUAUAGUUAUUCCAAGAGUAAUGACUUCAAUAAAAAAUGUUAUUAAUGUAUCAUGUUCAGAUAGGCAUUCUGCUGCUAUAUUAGAAGAUGGUAGAUUAUAUACAUGGGGAUGUAAUAAAAGUGGAAAAUUAGGUAUUGGAUCUUUAAAUGUCAAUUUAAAUAAUAAUAUUAUUUGCACACCUCAACUAGUUGAAAAAUUAUUAAAUGAAAAAGUAAUAAAAGUAUCUUGUGGUAGUUUUCAUACAGCUUGUUUAACUGAUCUUAAUAAAGCAUAUACUUGGGGAUUAGGGAUGCAAGGUAGAUUAGGACAUGGUGAUACUAAUGAUGUCUAUACUCCAAAAUUAAUAGAAUCUCUAGCAGGAUUAUCUGUUAAGAAUAUUGUUUGUGGUGGUCAUCAUACUGCAAUUCUAUUAAAUAAUGGAAAGGUAUAUUUUUGUGGUGGUGGUGCCUUUGGAAAGCUUGGAUUUGGUUCAAAAGAAGAUAUUUAUAUCCCUAAACUUUUACAAGGAUCACUAACUAAUAAAUCUAUUAAGGAAGUAUCACUUGGAUAUCAACAUUCUGCUGUAAUAACUACAAAAGGAAAAGUUUAUACUUGGGGACAAGGUGGUAGAUUAGGUCAUAUUUAUAAUGGUCCUGAACCAGAUAUUUUAUCUCCAAAGCUUGUAGAAAAAUUAAAUUCUAUUAUUGCAGUUAAUAUAUCUUGUGGUCAUUCUCAUACAGUUGUAAUAAGUAAUAUUGGUGAUGUAUAUGCUUGGGGUGUAACUAGAAAUUUAGGUCAUGGUGUUAUAGAUUCUAAACCAAAUGAUCCUACAUUACAUCCUAUUUUACAAAAUAAAAAUAUUGUUCAAGUAUCUUGUGGUAAAACACAUACUAUUGCAUUAUCAGAUAUUGAAUUAUUAAUAGAUAAAGUUAAUUCAUCUCUUACAAGUAAUUAUAAUGAAAAAAAAAAUUCAAAUUUAAAUUAUAAAGGUGAUGAGAAUUCUUUUGAAAUAUCCGAAGUUAUUGAUAACUUAAUAUUUAAUAAAAUUAAACAUAAUAUGGACAAAUAUAAUUGUAUAACAGAUACUGAAAAAAUUAAUUAUUUAUUAUGUGAAUUAAAACGAAAAGAAGAACAUAAUAUUAUAUUACUUAAUUUGUUACAAAUAGCAUUAAGAGAAUUAGAAAAUCUUCAAAAAGAAACCAAAAAAGUAUAG